Molecule: messenger RNA, 3826 nt
Organism: Gambusia affinis (western mosquitofish)
Lineage: Eukaryota; Metazoa; Chordata; Actinopteri; Cyprinodontiformes; Poeciliidae
Product: dysbindin-A-like
Exons: 4
Coding region: 391-1041 (216 amino acids)
Biological process (GO): negative regulation of protein kinase activity
Cellular component (GO): cytoplasm
Source: RefSeq, a predicted model, not a curated record
AGUCUGACAGAGUGAGUAAGAGAGCAUGUGUGUCUGUAUAUUUAUGUGUGUGUGAGAGAGAGAGGGACUCUGCAAAAUAGCCAAGAUGAGAGUGAGAAGCAGUGAGAGGGAAAACCUGGGGAAAAAAAACAACUAAUCAGACAGAGGGGGGAGGGAGGGAGUCAGCGAACACAGCAAAAAGGCAGAGCAGGGAAGAAGAAAGAGAGUUAAAGGGGAAUGUGAGCGUACAAUCAUUGAUGGUUCAGGGCACUAAAGUCAGGAGAAAUGCAAUGACUAGAUGACUAUCCACUCCACUUGCACCAGAAUCCUUUCCUGGAGCCUUGACAGGAGAAAAAAAUACACACUCAGUCAAAGGUAAACAGUCUUCAGCCAGUCCCACAAUUCUGGAUCAUGUCAUCUACUGGCUCGACAAACCACAACAAGCGUCUGGCGUCUGAAAAGGACAAUUCCCAAAGUUUGUACAACAAUGAUUCUGCUCAGCACAUGAAGUUAAGAGACAGGCAACGGUUCUUCGAAGAUGUCUACCAGCAUGAUGUGGACAACUACCUGCCCUCUACACACCUACAGGUUGACUACAGGAAACCCCCGAUGGGCAGUAUUUCAUCUAUGGAGGUGAACGUGGACACUCUGGAGCAGAUGGAUCUGAUGGAUAUAUCAGAUCACGAAGCCCUUGACGUGUUCCUCAACUCAAGCUCAGUUGGUGAUGAAGGAGCCCUAACGUCUCCACUACCAGUUAUAGAUUGUGAGGACGAUGAUGAAGAUGAAGCGGAUGAAGAAGCAGAAGUUGUCUACAGGGAACGAGCACCAUUGCAAAGGCAAAACGAAGUCUACCGUGGAUCCCAGUCUCGAUUUUCUUCAACAUCAUCUGGUUCCAGUGUUACCAGUGCAGGCGGAGCCGACACACCAGUGAUCCAGUCCGAUGAUGAAGAAGUACACGCCGACACUCUGCUGCUAACCUCUGUUCCCAAUACAAGAGAUGAAGAAACAGAGGAAGAAGAUGAAGAAGAACGAUGCUUUUCAACAACCCAUCAAAAAGACUGAAUAUUUCUGCUUCCCCCUGUGCAUAUGCAUUCUUUUUUUAAUAAGCUCAAACGCCCCGCAUGUUUGGGUCAACUGUGAUUACCUUUGUCCUUUAGAUUGUGAAUUCUUUAUUAUACUAAACACCUUUACUUUACAAGCUCUGUGGCACAUUCAUUUGAUAGUUUCUUGGCAGUUGUGUCAGAACACGUUUAUAUCAAUACAAUGAGUAAAUCUUUUCGUCUGAACUUGUUCGUAAAACAAGUUCAGUUUUACUCCUCAAUUUGCCAGGGGGGAUCCUUGUGGCUUAUAUUUUUUAUUAUUGAAGGCUCAGAUUCUCAACAGAUGAAGAAAGAACUAAAAACAAGAUCCCCACUUGGUCAAAAUUUAAGUAGGCCACAUGACCUAAUUGAAACCUGAGAUGCACAGGUUGACUCUAUGUAAGAAUUAGGUUUACUACAGCUCUGUUUCAAAAACAUGAAACUCAUUAUGAGAUGUAAAAAGAAAACAUAUCUGUUUUUUGAGAGAUACAGAAAACAAAUUAAAACAAGUAAGUCGAAGAUCUGGUCAUGAACGAAAACAGUUCCACUAUACUUUUAAUGGAAAGCGUGUCACAAAAGAGGCCAAGAAAUAAAGCUAAUAACAGACUGCUUUUGUAAGAUAUCCAGUAAUAAAAUCACACACCACAGUAUUAAAGUAUUAAAGUAGUGUCGCAUACCACAGUAUUUUACUCAAGCGUAAAAGCCUCUGUUGAUCCUGCUCAUGGAUUUUCUUUUUAUUUCAUGUUAUUUAAGACAAAUUCUUUUUAAGUUUGGUGGAUCAUUUGCCAUGUAUUUAGAAUACAUGGCAAAUACAUAUAAUACACAGUACCAGGAUUAUGCAUCAAACCUGAGUACUAUUUUUUAUGCUCUUCUUUUUGCAGUUCUCUUUGCAAACAUCAUCUCCAAACGGGAGUUACAGAAUUCCACGAGUACUUGCACAUUGACUUUCAUUGUGUUUAACUCUUGCAUUAUAAGAUUUGUAGUUAAUCCAUAAAGAUUAAAAGUGUCAGAUCUUUGCUUGAAGAGCUCAGAGAGUUCAAUGAAAACAAUUUCAGUUUGAGGUUAAGCCGUGCAUUUUUUUAGGAACUGGGUUUUGUUAGCAGAAACUGAAAAACAGAAAAGGAGCAGGCCGUAACUGGAUUUUGUUAUGUUACAAAAACAUGCCAAAAUACUGUUUUAGUGACAAACAUGAGUGAGUGGGAAAUAUAUUAGGUUAAUUUUCUUUUUCAAUUUAAAAUAUUUUAAUUUAAAAAAUCCCCAGCCAAGAAUCAGGGAGUGUUGCAUGUUGCACAAUGGUACAUUUGUCAGCACUGUUGCCUUGCAGCAAGAAGAUUCUUGGUACACAUCCAAAUCUAUAGACUUUGCUUUUUUUUCCCUCUCUGUGCAUAACUGAUUUCUCGCUGGGCUAGUGUAACUUUCUCACACAAUUGUGUACCCCGCCUUUCUACCAGUGACUGCUGGAGAUAGGCAGAUGGGCGCCCUGCAAGGAUAAGAGGGUAAAGAUUGCUCCCCCACCCCAUAAAGAGGUCCACAUUUACAGUCCUCAAUUUCUUGUCCAGCAUAUACACAAGUUAAAGAGAAAUAUUAUGUAAAAUUGACUUUUUGAGCUUUUCAUCGUGUUCUAAUGUUAUUCAUUGAAACAACUUUAGAUUAUAUAGUUACUUAUGUUAUAUGCUUAAUGACCCCUUUAACAGUUAUCAAGGUAUUUUUGUACAAAAUAGUGACUUGGUACUGAAGUACAGAGUGAAAAGUAAUUAAUACAGUUGCUCUACUGUGGUGCUGUUAUCCUGCUGACCCACACAAUCCUUCAGACUCACAGAUUUUGGUCAUCAAGCCAGGUGGUUGUGAAGAGCUCCACCUGUGUCUUCUGGAGUUGUCGACAUAGUAAUUUUUGGGGUCAUCUGUGUUGUGAUUCCCUUCGAUAGAUUUUCCAUCAUGCCAAUCAGCAAACAGAACCAUAAGUUUUGAACGACGAUGUCAAUUUUCUGCCCUAUUUUAGAACUGUAGUCUGACUGUAGUUUUAACAAUAGCAGCUUAGGAAGUGACUGAAGCAGUUCAGUCUUGUUGGCCCUGCUUCCACAUAUUGAAUUAACAUUAACAGCCCUGCGGUUCGAAUCGGCACUUCUGUUUUCGCAGUGGAGGAGGGUUGUUUACAACAGAGGGUUUUUCUGGUAAGCUCUAUAGUGUGGAACUGACCCACUGCACAUAUCAUAGCAACUGGGUAAAAUUUAAAACAGGAAGCAAUUGUUUCUCAUUAGACGAAAGCCCAGACCCUAUAUGAAGCAAAUAGUGUAGGACAAGCGGCUGCUUCUUACCAAGCUUUCCGACUAUAAAAUGAAAACCCAAAAAAUACACAUCUGCUUUUCUUUCUUAAUCAGCAGUUUUGAAGUGGUGAUUUUACAUCAACCCCUGAUGACAGAAAUAAAAUCUGUAAAGUUUCUUCUGUUUGCAUGAAGAAAGUAUUUUGAACAUUAUGAAUGAAAUGUUUUUUUUUUUUGCAAAUGCCUGGCCUUAUGUUCUUGUAGAUGUAUGCUUAUAUGGUCUUAGUACUUUCUAAAAUAUGCUGGUAAUGCCUGUGUGAAAUAUUCUGUCUCGUUCUCCGUGUAUUGUUAAAGGAGAGGCCUCCAUAUUUACGGUGUGAACAGAUGGAGAAAAAAAUGGCACACCUAAGAAGAGAUUUAUGUGCUUGUGUUCUGUGUUAAAUUUAUUUUGUAAAUGCAUAAAGAUGUCAGUGCUGCAGCACAACAGUAAAGCUGUUAAUAAAGCAA